GAUUGUUCCAAAACACACGUGACUGGCUCCUAAAAGUGAUCAGAAAAUGAUCAGGAAGUUCUGCCAUGGCUUGUGGGACACCGAUACAGUGACGAAGGAGUAAUUGUAGCAGCGCUUUAGCUUCAGGACAUCUCGUAGCUUCUGUCUGCUUCCUCUAAAGGUGAAAUGAUGUUGCCGCCAUCGCUUGUUUUAGCUCUUUUUCUCAGCGCAGCUGAUGUGGUCUUUUGCACAGGAACCACUGGAUGUGUUGCCAGAAACUUUGGCCAUGACUCUGUGGUGUGUGAAUGUAAUUCCACUUACUGUGACAGUGUUGGUCCAGUCAUGGUUCCACCUCUGGGUCAGUACUCCACCUACCUGAGCAGCAGAGCGGGCAGCAGGAUGGAGGCAGGCCAGGGUCAGGUCCAGGUCAACAGCAGUGGAGCAGGUCUCAGGCUGACGAUUGUUCCCUACCAGAAGUAUCAGAAGAUUAGGGGAUUCGGAGGAGCCAUGACCGAUGCAGCAGCCAUCAAUAUACUUUCUCUUUCUGCUGGUGCACAAGACCAGCUACUGCGUCAGUACUUCUCUAAAGAAGGUAUCGGCUAUAGCGUUGUGCGUGUCCCCAUGGCCAGCUGUGACUUCUCCACUCGUCUGUACACAUACGCUGACUCACCUUCGGACUAUGAACUGAAAAACUUUGCUUUAGCCCCUGAGGACGUGAACAUGAAGAUCCCUCUGCUGCUGCGUGCCCAGGCCUUGUCUCCUCGCCCCCUUUCCCUGCUGGGCAGUGCUUGGAGCGCCCCCGCCUGGAUGAAAACUAAUGGUGAACUAAUAGGAAAGGGUUCCCUGAAGGGCCAGCCGGGAGGCAAGGAGCAUAAAACAUGGGCUCAGUACUAUGUCAGGUUCCUUGAGGAAUAUGCCAAGUAUAACCUAACCUUCUGGGCACUGACUACAGGAAAUGAGCCCUCUGCAGGACAAAUGGCAAACUACAGCUUCCAGGCUCUUGGCUUUACUCCUGAGGAGCAGAGGGACUGGGUGGCUCUGGACUUGGGCCCGGCACUGCAGUCCUCAUCACACCAACAUACACACAUCCUGAUACUGGAUGACAACCGCCUGCUGCUGCCCCACUGGGCUAAAGUGGUUCUCAGUGAUGUUCAUGCAGCACGAUACAUUCAUGGCGUGGCAGUGCACUGGUACGCAGACGGUCUGGUCCCUGCAGAGAUUAGCCUGGGAGCCACUAAUCAACUCUACCCAGAGUACUAUCUGUUUGGCACGGAGGCCUGCGCUGGCUGGACACCACUGAACCGAGGAGUGAAGCUGGGAAGCUGGGACAGGGCAGAACAGUACGCUCAUGACAUUAUAGAGGACUUAAAUCACUAUGUUGUUGGCUGGACUGACUGGAACUUGGCGCUGAACCCGACUGGCGGACCAAACUGGGUCAAGAACUUUGUAGACAGCCCCGUCAUUGUGGAUGCUGAGCGGGACGUCUUUUACAAGCAGCCAACUUUCUACAGCAUGGCCCACUUUAGUACGUUCCUGUGGGAGGGAUCACAGAGGGUGGGGGUGGCUGCUAGCAUGAAGACUCAGCUGGAGUUCUCCGCCUUCAUCAGACCAGACGGCUCUGUGGUGCUGAUUGUUCUCAACAGGUCAUCUUCUACCAUCUCGUUUGAGGUCUGGGAUCCUGCUGUGGGUUACAUUCCCUGCACUGCUCGAGGCCACUCACUGCUCACCGUUGCUUGGAAAACGCACUGAGAUUUAAGAAUAUUUACACUCCCAACAUUUCUCUGAUCACUGGUUUCACAAUCAUUUCUAAAUCACAUUACACUUCCAGCUUCUCAUUACCCAGACUGAUACUUUUCAUUAGUUUGCAGCUCUUUAAGUCUACCUUUUUGGCCAGAAACGAUAUUCUUAAGUGGAUACAUUUAAUACCUUAUGUUCUAUUUUUACCAAGUGACCAUCCCUGUACCAUCCCAAGCAAUUUUCACAUAGGGAGUAAAAAAACAGCAGCCAACACAGAUGGAAAAGGAGUAAAAUGUGGGUCCGUUAAGGGUCCUAUAUGCAUUCCACACCUGAGGCUUAACUGGUUUUGCUCACAGAAGUGAAACCCAUAUAUGCAACCCCCAUGGAUACGAAUAUAGGCCGGGACCUUGAUUGUUUAAUUGCUUUGGAGUCUUUCAACAGUCUAUGCCUGCUGUUGGUCGAUUAGUUGGGGUUUAAAAUGAUCAGUUUCAAAUUCAAAAGUGGGCUUAUCAGUCCGUUACAGAUCUACAAACAACUGUGCAGUCUAGCUAAAAGCUUCACACCCACAGCGGACACCGUUCUCAUUUAUCUGAUAGGUUAAGGUUUGUUAAAGGUACAGUGGAGGAUGUUCUUUUUCCCGGGUGGAUCAUCAAAAUAAGCAUCCUUAUUGUCAAUCAUUGUGGUGAUAUGUUUACGUAAGGUGUUCUACGUGCUCCUCCCCAUUUUCACUUACCGGUGGUGAGGACGACGUGGGAAAAUUGCAAAUCUUCUAAUGGAAAAUAAGCUUGUAUGAGCGAUGCAAACAGCAUCUUUCAAACAGCGCAUGCACAAGGGGAAAUGGUCUCGUGCACGCUUUCACGUGUUUAAUGAGCAUUUCUUUUCGGGAGCGGGUACAGGGUUGUGCAUGUGCAAGUGGAGAGGGCGGGUCUUUUCAAAUAUUCGUGAAAAUCCUCCACUAUAACUUUAAGCUCUCCAAAGUUGGGUUUCAGUCUAAAUGAGCUUUGUCCUUUGAUGCUUAAAACCAACGAAAGUCCUUGGCCGCUUACUGAACAAGCCUUCCCAACCCCUGAAAAUGUUGUAUUACUACCUCUGAAAAGCAGAUGAGUAUAAGGGGAAAAAAUGAAGUAUUAAGAUCCUCUGCACUGAUAUGCUAUUUUAUUUUGCAGACUAUUUCACUGCAAAUGUGAGGGUAUGAAACAAUAACAGUAGCUCAACUGGCAUGUAGCCUUCAUCUGUCCCUACAUUUCACACCCGUUUGGUUUAUCUGCUGGUGAUUGGAAAGGAAGCAGACCCAAUACCAGCUUCUGAUUUUACAUUUAGAUGGUUUUCUUCCCCCUUAUUAUUUAAAAAUCUUAUUUCAGUUAAGUUUAUGUGAUAUUUUCAACAAUUCUAAUCCAUAACAACUGGAAAUGAUUUAUUCAUCAGAUUAACUUGAACUGAAUUACCACUGGAGCUUUGACGCCACUGAAGGACUGAUUUUUUUCUUUAAUGAACAGAGCUUGUAAAAGCCUCUCUGUAGUAUUAAAAUGAUCAAGUUUUAUUGUAAAUAAAGCGCAUUUUUUCAAAAUCUUCAUCAACUAUUAAAUGCACUGUUAACAAGCAA
Messenger RNA from Cyprinodon tularosa, 3319 nucleotides. It is a transcript of the gene gba1, whose product is annotated as glucosidase, beta, acid. Gene Ontology annotation, biological process: glucosylceramide catabolic process. NCBI's taxonomy places the organism in Eukaryota, Metazoa, Chordata, Actinopteri, Cyprinodontiformes, Cyprinodontidae. Gene Ontology annotation, molecular function: glucosylceramidase activity. The transcript has 12 exons. The record is from RefSeq and is a predicted model, not a curated record. Bases 166 to 1728 code for a protein of 520 amino acids.